Messenger RNA from Dama dama (fallow deer), 1334 nucleotides. RefSeq names its product tRNA (cytosine(34)-C(5))-methyltransferase, mitochondrial-like. Lineage: Eukaryota; Metazoa; Chordata; Mammalia; Artiodactyla; Cervidae. Bases 61 to 1077 code for a protein of 338 amino acids. The record is from RefSeq and is a predicted model, not a curated record. Gene Ontology annotation, molecular function: methyltransferase activity. The transcript is spliced from 2 exons. Gene Ontology annotation, cellular component: mitochondrial large ribosomal subunit. Gene Ontology annotation, biological process: rRNA methylation.
UUCCCUGCAAGCUUUAGAUACCCAGUGGAAUUGAUUUCUUGUUUGAUCUCUCCUGACGGGAUGGUGUUGACCUUGCUGAAAGCAAAACCAGAGAGGAAGCUUGUGAAACAGAUUUGCAAAGUUGUAUUGGAUCAUUUUGAAAAGCAGUAUUCCAAAGAACUUGGAGAUGCAUGGAAUACAGUAAGGGACAUACUAACAUCUCCAUCUUGUUGGCAAUAUGCUGUUCUUCUUAACAGAUUCAAUUACCCUUUUGAACUGGAAAAGGAUUUACAUCUGAAGGGCUAUCACUCACUCUUUCAAGGAUCUUUACCCUACUAUCCUAAAUCAAUGAAAUGUUACCUUAGCAGAACUCCUCACAGAAUGCCUUCAGAAAGACACCAAAUUGGAAACCUAAAAAAAUACUGUCUCCUGAAUGCCGCCUCCCUUCUCCCAGUACUGGCUCUGGAAUUGAGGGAUGGGGAGAAGGUUCUGGAUCUGUGUGCCGCCCCUGGAGGCAAAUCUCUAGCUCUGCUGCAGUGUGCUUAUCCAGGUUAUCUUCAUUGUAAUGAAUACGAUAGUCUGAGAUUGAGGUGGCUGAGGCAGACGUUAGAAUCUUUCAUCCCACAGCCUUUGGUAAAUGUAAUUAAAGUGUCUGAAUUGGAUGGCAGAGAAAUGGGAGAUGCCCAGCCUGAAACCUUUGACAAGGUAUUAGUUGAUGCUCCAUGUUCAAAUGAUCGAAGUUGGUUGUUCUCUUCUGAUUCUCAGAAGGCUGCCUGUAGGAUAAGCCAAAGGACAAAUUUGCCUCUUCUACAGAUAGAACUCUUGAGGUCUGCAAUUAAGGCCCUACGUCCUGGGGGGCUGCUUGUAUACUCUACGUGCACACUUUCCAAGGCAGAAAAUCAAGAUGUGAUCAGUGAAGUUUUAAACUCCUACAGUGACAUCGUGCCUGUGGACAUUAAGGAAAUGGCAAGGACUUGCUCCCAAGACUUCACAUUUGCUCCCACUGGCCAGGAAUGUGGGCUCUUGGUGAUUCCAGAUAAGGGUAAAGCCUGGGGCCCAAUGUAUGUUGCGAAACUGAAAAAAUCAUGGACGACUUGAAAUUGGAGAUAUGCCUUUUGGGAACCGUUACAUUGAUAACACAUGCAUGUAUUAUUAUAUUUCUUUUUCUAGUCUCUCUGCAUGUUAAUAUUUAAAUAAUAAUGAAUUCGCUGGAUCUGAUUGGAAUCCUAUUUAGUUAAUGUGGCAUUUCAGAACUUUUCAGAUGUAUUUUUUUCCUAGAAGUGUUUCUAUAGUAAUGAUUUAAGAUGCUGCAGAUGGUGUUUGUGCUAUAUAAUAAAUCUCUACUGUCUUUAAAA